UUUUCAGGGUUCUUAGCUUUCUUAGCUUAGUUGAACAAAGCUUCCAAACUUGCAACUUGCAAAAUCGCAAACCUGCGACCCAUUCAAAACCUUGUAUUUUCCAAGUGUCCGGUUAUAGUUGUGGGACUCUCUUUUUAACUUCACUCGUCCGGCACUUAAGCUGAGCUUAUUACAGGUCUACAGUAUUAUGUCUGUAGCCGUUACGCACGUAGCAUAGUUUGCUUCUCGUUUCCAAUUCCGACUCUAUUCCUACCUGUCCUCCGUUCUUCAAGACCAGACUCUACCCCGUACUCGAUAUCCUGGAGUUAUGAUCGAUUAUCGAGAUAGACAGAUUGCGUACAUACAGGAUGCUUCCUUACAUUAAUAUACCGUUCGAGUGGUUGUCUGGAGUGGUGGGGGCUUCUCCUGAUGAGCUCAAACUCAUAUUCUCCCUCCUCGCCUCUUACCCGCUUGCUGGCCUCUUGAAGCGUGUGCCAGAUGCUCGCCCCGAAUACAAGAAUCUAUUUAAUAUAGGCGGAGGGCUGUUCUAUCUCGUAGGCCUAUUCUCGCUAUGGGUCGGCGUUCGAACCCUCUUCAUCUCAUCCGCCGUCACAUAUGGCCUCACCUAUUACUUACGAACGUCCGCCUACAUGCCAUGGAUGGCCUUCGUGUUCCUCAUGGGCCACAUGGCUGUAAACCAGCUCAGUCGCCAGUUCGAUGGUAACCCUUCCGGAGUUGACAUUACCGGUGCGCAAAUGGUACUUGUUAUAAAGUUAUCUGCUUUCGCUUGGAACGUGGCGGACGGCACCCUACCCGAGGACCAGCUCAGCGACUUUCAGAAGAGCAGAAGAAUAGUUAAGCUUCCCAGCCUACUAGACUAUGCCGGAUAUGUGUUGUUUUUCCCGGGACUCUUGACUGGUCCGGCCUUCGAUUAUAACGAGUACCGCGCCUGGAUCGACUGUUCUAUGUUUGACGUCCCGGCCACUAUCGACCCCGCCAAGAAGCCACCCACCAGGAAGAAGCGCAAGAUUCCAAGGAGUGGUACGCCCGCCAUGUUGAAAUUGGCGAGCGGUCUCGGGUGGAUUUGGAUCUUCUUGAACUUGAGCAAAUGGUACGGCCCUGAAGCCCUCCUCAAGGACCGCUCUCCUGCAGCAGGCUUCCUACGCCGCGUUUUGAUUAUGCAUAUGGUAGGCUUCACCGCCCGCUGUAAGUACUACGGCGUGUGGUCCCUGGCAGAGGGUUCGUGUAUUUUGGCCGGCCUGGGUUUCAAUGGCGUAGAUCCCGUGACGGGUAAAGUCUCAUGGAACCGACUACAGAAUAUCAACCCGUGGGGUGUAGAGUUGGCACAAAACAGCCGCGCCUAUCUUGAGAACUGGAAUAUGAACACUAACAAGUGGUUACGUUACUACGUCUACCUCCGCGUAACACCGCGAAAUAAGAAACCAGGCUUCCGCGCCAGCAUGGCCACUUUUGUGACCAGUGCGUUCUGGCACGGUUUUUACCCAGGGUACUACCUCUCAUUUGUCCUUGCUAGCUUCAUCCAGACAGCCGCAAAGAACUAUCGCCGCUACCUACGACCUUUCUUCCUUGACCCAGCCACGCAGAAGCCACUUCCCAGCAAAAAAUACUACGACAUAGUGUCGUGGAUAGCGACACAAACAACCUUCUCGUUCGCAGUAUCCCCCUUCAUCCUCCUACGCUUAGACGACUCCCUCCGCGCCUGGAGCCGCGUGUACUUCUAUGCAAUAAUCACCACGGGCGCUAGCUUAGCGUUCUUCGCAUCUCCAGCUAAAUCUCAGCUCCGCCGAAUGCUGGAGGAACGCACGCGCGGCCGCGGCACCAGCAGCGGUAAGACGUCCCGCUCCGCAAGCGCAGAUAGUUCGGCCGGCCCGGUACUGGGCCUUAGUGCGGAUCCGGGUAAGGAUAUUGAUGAGGCGUUGCAGGAGUUGCGAGAGGAGGUGGAGAGGGUGAGGAAAGAUGUUGAUGGAAAGACAGAUCAGAACAGGAGUCGCGAGGGGAAGAAGGAAUUGUGAUUUAUUCUUACGGUCGACUCCCCGAGAAAUUUAAUGCCGAGAUCGAUCAAUGGUCGGGUGUGGAGUGGGUUCGAGGCUAAUGGAGAUAUCAACCAUGGUACUAUGUAGUAAGAGUGGAAUUCAAGUGGCAUGAUCAAGUUUGGCGGUCUAUAAUCCUUGUUUGGCUACUAAGGAGUCCGGAAGCAGGCCGGCAUACUAAUGAUCAGCUCAUGUGAAGUGGGAAGU
Messenger RNA from Daldinia loculata, 2237 nucleotides. RefSeq names its product MBOAT-domain-containing protein. Gene Ontology annotation, cellular component: endoplasmic reticulum; membrane. Gene Ontology annotation, molecular function: 1-acylglycerol-3-phosphate O-acyltransferase activity; 1-acylglycerophosphocholine O-acyltransferase activity. Gene Ontology annotation, biological process: glycerophospholipid biosynthetic process; lipid modification. Bases 348 to 2012 code for a protein of 554 amino acids. NCBI's taxonomy places the organism in Eukaryota, Fungi, Ascomycota, Sordariomycetes, Xylariales, Hypoxylaceae. The transcript has 5 exons. The record is from RefSeq and is a predicted model, not a curated record.